UGGUUGCCUGAGGACAGGGUUGGGCUUUCAGGCAUCUCUACAUCAACACCAGGAUGAACCUCCCUCUUCAUCAUACGUCCAUGCCAUUGGAGAUAUACCCGGCAAAGACAUUAGAGCACUGUCGCCAAAUUAAUGGGCUCUUAGGUCCGGACCAUCUUCAUCAGUUGGCCCAUCCCCAAUAAUGGAACCCCCAACGAUACUCCAGGGAUGUCCUUUAGCUCCAAAUAUUUCCUCGAUUGUUGGAAACAACGACGUCCUUCGGCCUUCCAAAGAGCAGGAGAAUAUUGCGCUGGAAAAGAGUCGAGCAUACUGGUACCACAUCGCAUCAAUCGCUCAUGCCUAUCUAGACCAUGGUUUGGCACCCGAAUUUAUAGAUCCCCACCACGCCCUUUACAAAGUCCCAAGGUUCCAAAGCCCUCUGAAAUCACAGGAGGCACGCCCUUUUGGCAAUACACCGAUUUGGGCGCUUUGCUCCCUCGCAACCUCGAAUUGGAGACUAAGCUCGGAUUGUGAUGCGGUAAAAAAGGAAAGGGCGAGACUUGCCGUGGUGCAAAUCGGCACGAGUAGGACCAUUCCGUACAGCUUCUAUGGGAAGGUCUUCAGCGAUUGGAUCGGUACGACGAUGGAGAAGAAAACUGGUCCUAAUUAUCUCGGGAUCCUUGCGAUUGGGUGGUGCUAUAUACUCUCUGCUCAACUUCUUGAAAUGCAAGGAGGUAGUGCUGUCAUGCAUUAUACAAACUCUCUUGCUGAUUGUUUGGGCGAAAGUUCUUCGAGCCCAUCAGAGGAGGCCCAUUAUAUCGACGUGGGGGCAGCAGAUGACCGAAUCGCUCGCUGGUGGUCUGCGAUAUUGGCAAAACGCGAAGGGUGGAAAGCCAUCGUGAAGAAUGAGCCUGAUGAAUUUGUCGCCCCUUGGUCAGUAUCUCGCACGUGUGAAACUUCUUUCAUCAUAAAACGAAGCGACUCACAACAUGGGGAACAAACACCUCUAUCCUCGGAUGAGGCCUUCGAUGCUCUUCUUAAAUUCGCGCAUUCGCAUGACGUCGGAAGUCAGUUCUCUAUCGCUCUUACGAUAGCCAUGUCCCUCCCAAUGCAUCGAUAUUAUGGCACGGACGUCAAACUGCCGCCACCAAGAGCACACGGCAGUAAACUCCUAACAACAACUCACCUGGAUGUUCCACCGACGUGGAUGCAACUGAAAACAGAGAUGCCUUACUACAUGACUCUGAGUUGUAGUCCAGAAGUGAUGAUAUCAACGCUGUGUGGAUCAUUCUGGCAACCGCAAGUCCCAUGCAAUAUGGCCAGUCAAUGGUUACACCCAGUUCUUGAAGAGGUUUUAGGCGAAGUUGCAGAUACCAAAUCCCAAGAAGUUCUUGCUUUGAUUGGUGCCAUUCGCCGGCCCAGUGUGGGAGCGCUCUGGAUUGGAGCAGCGGUGAGCGGUAUAGGCCCUAAGCUUGUUGAAAGGGUAAGUGGAAACAUGCAACCCCUUGACUUAAACGUCUUUCCGUGGACCGGCGCCCCUCAAAGUUUUAUGGAUGGUGCAGGCAUAGGCCCGUAUACCUGGGGGGACCCUGAAUACAUCUCGAGAACUGACAUAUGGCGGUUACUAAACCUCUCUCCGACCGAAGAAAACGAUUGGGCCUAUGAGAAUAGACCGAUGACACCCUGGGAACCUUGCGGGGCGUGCUUAAUAGCAAAUUGUGCGCUUCGUGUCACGUCGCAUUUGAAAUGCGCUCGGCACGAGUACCGUUAUGAUCAUUGGAGUUGGGAAUUGGAGAACGGCGAGACCAUACACGAUUAUGGGUUUUUGAACGCGUAUCCAUCGCUUUUGACCGCAGAGCUGUCCAAUAUCCCAGACAGCAGGACAAUCAGUCAUUCAUUCGAGAAGAAGGAGCUUGACCCCAAGCGAACGGCUUCUGAGGAAGCAUCUGUCGGUAUUUUCCUAUGGUUCAUUGUCGGUGGAGAAGGUAUACCGCCCGAGAAGAUAUAUCAAGAUGACUUGCUUCGGGAGGUAUGGGAAGAUGUACUAGGCGAUGGCAGCGGUUUGGCUUGUGAAACUCAUCACGGGAAGUCGCCUGAAUCUGGUCUCAGAAACAUGGAUCGCUUGGAGACUUGGCUAGACACCAGUGGCUGACCCCAGCCGGUUCGGAUUGGAUGGGUUCCAAGGAGGAUAGCGAGUCAGAGUUGGCCAACCUUACUUUGCGUAGCCUUCAGAUAGACCGAUGGAUUUCCUUUCGCUCUUUAGUCUGAUUUGCCGAAUCAACUGCACUGGAGCCCAUGGCGAUUGGUAACUUCGCGACCCG
Messenger RNA from Aspergillus steynii IBT 23096, 2300 nucleotides. RefSeq lists its product as uncharacterized. The coding region runs from base 182 to 2131 and encodes 649 amino acids. NCBI's taxonomy places the organism in Eukaryota, Fungi, Ascomycota, Eurotiomycetes, Eurotiales, Aspergillaceae. The record is from RefSeq and is a predicted model, not a curated record. The transcript is spliced from 2 exons.